Molecule: messenger RNA, 2115 nt
Organism: Sus scrofa (pig)
Lineage: Eukaryota; Metazoa; Chordata; Mammalia; Artiodactyla; Suidae
Product: olfactory receptor 5p57-like
Biological process (GO): G protein-coupled receptor signaling pathway
Cellular component (GO): membrane
Molecular function (GO): G protein-coupled receptor activity; olfactory receptor activity
Source: RefSeq, a predicted model, not a curated record
GCUGUGGCUGUGGUUACAGCUGUGGUGCAGGUUCAACCCCUGGCCUGGGAACUUCCACAUGCUGUGGGUGCAGGAAAGAUAAAGUGAUACCUCUAUAUCAUUAUAAGCAGUUGUCCUUUUGCAUGAGUCCUGCCCCCUUUAGACAUUUCUCCUCCCUUUGAUCAUCUUGGGCUUAGAAGGCGCAGUUCCUGGGCCCCUCAUUCCAUCUAGUGGCCACCGCUAGGAUGUACUCCUGGGAGACUAUUCCUCACAGACCCCUAAACUAGCUACAUAUUGCAACAGAGUUGAAUGUGUGAAGUUAACAAAUUUUUUUUUUUGGUGUGAUUCAUCCUGGCCUUCUAUCAAUCAACAUUUAUAUUUUCAAGACUUACAUAAGGAAUUGUGCGUGAAAGCACUUUCCCCAAAUAUUGACUUGUGAGUGUGCAUGCUUAGAUUUUGUUACACAGCUGUUGUAAACCUCAGUAUUCAGAUUACGGUAUUUUCCUCUGUUCUAACAUCCACUCUUACUUUCUCCUUCAGUGGGCGCUGUUCUCAGAGUAGAUGGAAACUGGAAACUACACAAGUGUGACAGAGUUCAUUAUUUUGGGGUUAACAGAGGAUAGUACAGUCGGUGCCACUUUGUUUAUUGUGUUUCUGGGAAUCUACGUUGUCACCUUACUGGGCAAUGGCAGUAUAAUCCUGCUGAUCAGAAGCAGCCCUCAGCUUCGUACCCCGAUGUACCUUUUCCUCAGCCACUUGGCCUUUGUAGAUGUUGGCUACUCCUCAUCGGUCACACCUGUCAUGCUCAGGGGCCUCCUUGGGGAAGGCAGCUCUCUCCGAGUGGCUGGUUGUGCUGCUCAGCUCUGUUCUGUGGUCACAUUCGGUAGCACCGAGUGCUUCCUGUUGGCUGCCAUGGCCUACGACCGGUACGUGGCCAUCUGCUCGCCCCUGCUCUACUCCACCCACAUGUCCUCCAGAGUCUGCAUUCUGUUGGUGGUGAUGUCCUAUGUAGGGGGAUCUCUGAAUGCCUGGAUAUUUACUGGCUGUGUGCUAGGUCUGUCCUUCUGUGGACCCAAUAAAGUCAAUCACUUUUUCUGUGAUUAUGCACCGCUUUUGAAGCUUUCUUGUUCUCAUGAUUUUACUUCUGAAAUAGUCCCAGCUGCCUCUUCUGGCUCCAUCAUUGUGGUCACUGUGUUUAUCAUAGCUCUCUCUUAUGUCUACAUCCUCAUCACCGUCCUGAAGAUGCCCUCCACUGAAGGAAGACACAAGGCCUUCUCCACCUGCACCUCCCACCUCACCGCGGUCACUCUGUUCUAUGGGACCAUCACCUUCAUUUACGUGAUGCCCAAGUCCAGCUACUCCACUGACCAGAACAAGGUGGUGUCUGUGUUCUACACGGUGGUGAUCCCCAUGCUGAACCCCCUCAUCUACAGCCUCCGGAACAAGGAGGUUAAAGAGGCAAUGAGAAAAUUAAUGGCUAGAAGACAUUGGUUCUAAAGUGCUAAUGUAAUCUGAGUUUUAAUAAAAAAGACUGUCUAGUGAAGACUUCUCCUGCAGGUGAAUAGAUGAUACAGUAAGUAAUUUUCAGUGUAUAUUAAUAAUACUCUAGACUCACAAAUUUCAUUGUGUUAUUCUCAAGGGAAUUUUCAGUAUAAGAAAAGAAAUGUGUAUUUAGAAAGACAGGCAUAUUUAGCAAAAAUUUCUUCAUUGUUACCUCAGCUGCCAAUUCUUACAUGUAAAAGUAAAAAUAUUUUCAUGUAAAUCCUCUUUUAAUGCAGUUUUUGCAAAUAACUACUGGAGGUCUCUGAAAAACCUUGAAAAGGAAACAAAGAAUAGUGUUGCCUUAGAUGGUCUUGUCGUCUGAAGGAUGUGGUGUCCCUGAUGUGCAGGUGAUCCAAGGAUGGAGAUUGGUGAUGCUUCUCUGCCUUGUGAUCUGAGCUGAGCAAUCGGAUUCCUCCCACAGCACCUCUGCAGGGGAGCCUCACCUAGCCACCUGAGAGAACUGCUGACAUCUCUGUUUAGUUUAGUUCUUUCCUUUUAGGAACUACUCCACACAACGCUUUCAGGAGUUCCCAGGAGAAAGACCACUGGGGACUAACUGACAUGACCUGGCUCCAUUCUAGAUGAAGUAGUAAG